Serpula lacrymans var. lacrymans S7.9 is the source of this 1701-nucleotide messenger RNA. RefSeq lists its product as uncharacterized. Gene Ontology annotation, biological process: purine nucleotide biosynthetic process; purine nucleobase biosynthetic process. The transcript is spliced from 7 exons. Gene Ontology annotation, molecular function: amidophosphoribosyltransferase activity. Gene Ontology annotation, cellular component: cytoplasm. The record is from RefSeq and is a predicted model, not a curated record. Bases 1 to 1701 code for a protein of 566 amino acids. Lineage: Eukaryota; Fungi; Basidiomycota; Agaricomycetes; Boletales; Serpulaceae.
AUGCGUCGGUCCGGGGCAGUGACUGAAAUUGUAAAAAAAGGUCUCUUAGUGAAAUGCCAGACGAAUGCUCAGCUCUGUCGUACCCCUGGAAAGAGUGAUCACAUCUUGUCCAUCGCACUGUGUGGCAUUCUUGGUUUACUCCUCCAUGAUUCAAAUGUAGAUGCUGCUCCGGAAAUAUGUGAAGGAUUGUCGCUGUUACAGCAUAGAGGACAAGAUGCGUGCGGGAUCGUCACUUGUGGCCCGAAAGGUCGUUUCUACCAAUGCAAGGCCAACGGGAUGGUCCGGGAUGUUUUCGAUUCCAAUGCCAUCGCAAGACUGAUUGGAGGCAUGGGAAUUGGUCAUGCCCUUCUAUGUCACUCACCGUAUGGCAUCGUAUUCGCCCAUAAUGGGAACUUGAUCAACACCGAAUCAUUACUGCAUUACAUGGAUGCCACAGCACACCGGCAUAUCAACACAUCAUCAGAUUCAGAAUUGCUUCUCAACAUAUUUGCCAACAACCUACAGCAGACGGGAAAAUUCAGAAUUAACGAAGAAGACAUCUUCACGGCAAUAGGAGGUCUAAUGAAGCAAUGCAAGGGUGCAUAUGCCUGUGUGGCUAUGCUUGCUGGGUUUGGUAUAAUCGCCUUUAGGGAUCCUAAUGGCAUCAGACCGGUUGGCUUGGCCGUGAGGAAAUCUGGCUCUGGGCGCGAUUAUGUAUUUGCCAGCGAGAGUCUUGUUGCUGACGCGGCAGGAUUCAGCGAGUGGGAAGAUGUUAAACCUGGCGAGGCUGUGAUCAUCACUCGAGCAGGGAUUUCACGACGACAGGUGGCUGAACCAGCAACCUUUGCACCUGACAUUUUUGAAUAUGUCUAUUUUGCUCGCCCCGAUUCUGUUCUUGACGGAAUCAGCGUUUAUCGCAGUCGCAUGGCUAUGGGUGAUUCUCUCGCAGAGGAAGUAGACAAAAUCCUGAAAGAGAAGCAGAUAACUGUGGAUGUGGUCAUCCCAGUCCCCGAUACUUCAAGAGUUGCUGCCCUUAACCUCGCGCAAAAAUUAUGUCUUCCUUACAGGGAAGGUUUUAUCAAGAACAGAUAUGUGGGAAGAACCUUCAUUAUGCCUGGACAACAAAUGCGAAAGAAAAAUGUUCGGCGGAAACUCAAUGCAAUGGCUUUGGAAUUUGUGAACAAAAACGUGCUCCUUGUUGAUGAUUCAAUUGUUCGUGGUACAACGUCGAAGGAAAUCAUCCAGAUGGCAAAAGACGUAGGUGCCAAAAAGGUCAUAGUUGCAAGCUGUGCGCCACCCAUUCGCCAUUCGAACGUAUACGGGAUAGAUAUGCCGUCGCGCAAUGAACUAGUUGCUCAUGGUCGUAGUACGAGCGAAAUUGCUGAAGAAAUUGGCGCGGAUCUUGUAAUUUUCCAAACGCUCCCGGACUUGAUUUCUUCUGUGCGGCAGUUCAAUCCCACUAUAACAAAGUUCGACUGCUCCGUUUUCACCGGCGAAUACGUUACUGGCGGCGUGGACGAGGGAUAUCUACAGCAUCUUGAGCAGCUGAGGGCUGAUAAUGUGAAGGAUAAGGUGGUUCGUGGAGACCUAGGCGCACUUGAAGGCAAGGGAGGAGGGGGUCAAGCUGGGUCAGCAGAGCGGGUGAAUGGUAUAAGUUCGAGUGGUCCCAUUAAUGGAGCGGAUGACACAGUCGGGCUGCACAAUACAUGGAACGUUAGCUGA